GAGACAGCCUGCGAGUUUUCCUGAGAGACCUUGAAGAGUACGCAUUCAGGAGAGAAUGAGGUGACAAGGAAAGAAUUGCGAAUGUGAGAGGAGCAGGAAUGUACAAGAGGAGGAUUGAAGGAAUGGUGGCAGGUUGCAUAAGGUGGAGGGUAUGCAAGGUGAGACUAUGGAGAUACAUGGGGGAAUUCCCAAUGGAUGAUGUGGAGGAUGACUUGAGGUUUGAUGGGACCAAUCUGGAGGACUUUGUUGAGAGCUUGCAGCUGACCGCUGAGAGGGGCGAAUGGAGCGAGGAGGAAAAGCGAAAGCAAUUGAUCGCAAGAUCAGACAAGGACGAAAAGGGGGAGGCUAGGCAAGAUCAGAUAAAGAAGAAAAAACUACAAAAGAAGGGGUUAUGGAUUGGAAGGGAAGUGACUGAGCCGCAGGGGGAGGAGGAAGAGAAUGAAGAAGAGGAUAAUGUAUCUCUGAAGAAGUUGAAGAACAAGGCGAGGGUCUCCCCCAAAAGCGACAGCAAGGAAUCUGAGCAGGCUGAGGGAGGUGAACAGGAAGAGGAGGAGGCAGCAGAGGAGAGGAAAAGAAGCAUGGGGGCCAGUAUGGUACCAAGGAAGAAAAAACUUGGAAAGAAAAGGGCAAUUGAGAAUGGGAGAAGAAAGGUACAGGAAAGGGUGAGUGAAAAAGGGAAAGGAGUGGAAGAAGCUGAAGAGGGAAAGGAGGUCCAGGGAGGAGGCAAGGCUCCCAAGGUCAAGAGAACUGAGGGAAAGAGGCCGAUUGGGGAAAAGGAAGAGACAAGUGGGAUAGGAAAGAAGGAAGAUGAAAAGGAUGGUGAGAUGGAGAAGUUGAUGGAAGAUAUGGAAGGAAUGAGGAAGGAAGUGAAGAAAUUGAAAAAAGAGGAGGGAUUGCAGAAAGAAAUGAGCCAAUUGAGGGUCACCCUGAAUGUGCGGAGCAGAGAAAACUGGAAGAGGAAGUGGUCACAAGAGGUAAGAUGGAAAUAAGGAUGGAUGGUCUGGUUUCUGAGACUCCUUUGAGUCUUAUCAAUUCUGUUGCAAAAAAAAAAAAUUUUGGCAAUCUCUAUGAAAGUGAUGUUUAUUUUGUGGAUUCUGAGAAGCAAAGAGUCAAUAAAGGUUUAUUUUAAAA
This is a messenger RNA of Chara braunii, 1131 nucleotides long. The record is from the annotation of a GenBank genome assembly. NCBI's taxonomy places the organism in Eukaryota, Viridiplantae, Streptophyta, Charophyceae, Charales, Characeae.